Ostreococcus lucimarinus CCE9901 is the source of this 912-nucleotide messenger RNA. RefSeq lists its product with no specific name. Lineage: Eukaryota; Viridiplantae; Chlorophyta; Mamiellophyceae; Mamiellales; Bathycoccaceae. The coding region runs from base 1 to 912 and encodes 303 amino acids. Gene Ontology annotation, molecular function: protein binding; protein-lysine N-methyltransferase activity. Gene Ontology annotation, biological process: peptidyl-lysine monomethylation. The transcript has a single exon. The record is from RefSeq and is a predicted model, not a curated record.
AUGCGGCGCUACGUGUCGAGUUUACCGCAAAUGGGCGAUGGACCGGCGAUCGGGCUGGCGAACGACGCGCGGUGCGUCGAGGCGUUACGCGACGUCUGGGAUUGCACCGAAGCCGUCGCGGAUAUGACGACGUUCGCGCGACAAAUCGAAGACUCGUUCGCUCUCGAACGCGCGCUCGAUUCAAGCCUGAGUGAAGACGAAUGGCGAUGGGCGGUGUCGUUAGUGCACUCGCGCACGUUUCGUCUCGAGGACGAGCGUGGACGGCGACCGACGCGACGCGCGCUCGUGGCCGGGGCGGAUUUAAUCAACCACUCUAGCGUCCCCGAAGACGUGAACUGCGAUUGGGUGGCGAACGACGCCGAUGUAUUCUUCAUAUCCGCCACGAAAGACGUUCGCAAGGGUGAAGAAUUUUUUCUGUCGUACGGUGAACAGUGCGAUCGGCACUUUGCGUUAUUUUACGGGUUUCUUCCGCGGCGGAACUCGUUCAACCGAGUGAAACUGUUCAACAACGGCCGCGAGGCGCUGGAUUGGUAUCGAAAGCUGUGCGGCGCCGACGCCGCGGACGAUAUCUGGAACCGAGAGAGCGAGCGCGUGGUGAAAAUGGUGUGCGACAAGUACGGAAAAUAUACGUUAGAUAAGAAAUCCGGACUUCGACGACGAGUGAUUCAAGAUUUGUAUCUCGGCGAAGGCUGCGUCGUGAGUGAUUCGAUGCUCCUUUUGUUCAACGAAAUGUGUGGCGACGAAGAGAUGGCGAUCGCGGCGAUACGAACGCGCGCGGAAGAGUUGAAGACAAAAAUGGUAAGCGCGACGGGUAAAAUAGAGACCGGUAUCGCGGUGUUAGAUGCGUACUCGCAAGGGCUCGUCCGCGAUUAUCGCUCUAGAAAAAUAGACAUUCUCGACGCCGUGAUUUGA